UCCCAAAAAAUUAAAUGAGAAAUUUUAGGGAAUAACUGAAAUAGGAGGCUGAGAAGUGCCGGUGGUGAAGGACUCAUCAUUAACGCUGGUGCUGCAUUUCCCGGCCCCUGCCCACCAGAAAAGCUCCUCUUGCAGGGUCUCUAAUGGCGAUAAUCUUCACCAUUUUAGGCUUUCAGAACUCAAGCCCUCAAUAGCCUCAAUCUUUAAUCUCUCUGUUUACAACUACGGAGCUAAACCAUGUCUUCCUUCACUCUAAAACCCUUCUUUCUCACCUCUAAGUUAUCUUCGCCUUCAUCUUCUUCUUUUCCCUUUACUUUUCUUCGUUUCUCUUCGAUUAGCCUCCCAAAGAAGCCCAGAAAUGGUUUCGCCUUCACACUCCGCGCCUACGAUUCUUCCAAGGGCGGCACACCCGAUGCCUCCUCUGCCGAUUCCAACCCUCCCAACGGUACUUCGCCAAAAUCUCGGAGAGACAUUCUUCUGGAAUAUGUUAAAAAUGUCCAGCCAGAAUUCAUGGAGUUGUUUGUUCAGAGGGCACCUCAACAGGUUGUUGAUGCAAUGCGCCAAACAGUCACAAAUAUGAUUGGAACUCUACCUCCACAGUUUUUUGCAGUGACUGUCACCACGGUUGCUGAAAAUCUUGCACAACUCAUGUACAGUGUAAUGAUGACUGGAUAUAUGUUCAAGAAUGCUCAAAAUCGCUUAGAACUGCAGCAGAGUUUAGAGCAGGUCGCUCUCCCAGAACCAAAGGAUGAAAAGGAUGGUUCGAAUUAUGCAGCUGGUACGCAAAAAAAUGUCACUGGGGAAGUCAUCCGGUGGAAUAAUGUAUCCGGUCCCGAGAGAAUUGAUGCUAAAAGGUACAUAGAGUUACUUGAAGCAGAGAUGGAGGAACUUAAUCGCCAAGUAGAUAGAAAAUCUGCAAGUGGGCAAAAUGAAUUGUUGGAGUAUCUCAAAACACUUGAACCCCAAAAUCUGAAGGAGUUGACAAGUAGUGCUGGCGAGGAUGCUGUUGUUGCAAUGAAUACAUUCAUAAAGCGUCUAUUAGCGGUUUCUGAUCCAAGUCAAAUGAAGACAAGUGUAUCAGAGACAACAGCACCAGAGCUGGCAAAGCUUCUGUACUGGCUAAUGGUGGUCGGGUAUAGCAUUCGCAACAUUGAAGUUCGGUUCGACAUGGAAAGAAUUCUGGGAAGUACACCAAAGCUUGCAGAACUGCCUCCUGGAGAAACAGCUAAGGAAUGAAGCAGAAGAAGGCUUGAAUGGAACAAACAUUGACGGUUGAAACUGUGUUUGGAUGGAACAAACAUCUGGUUCGCCACCCUCUUUGUACUUUUACGACCAUUUUAUACACGUAAAAGAAUGAAAUUUCUUGGACUGAAUUGUAAGUUCUACUGAACCUUACAAAUUAUAACAUUGUAUUAUCACGUUCAUCUUUUGGGAGAGAGAGUGAGAGAAAGGGAUGUUUCUGUAAACAUAUGAUAUUACAGUGCUCAGACAAAUAUGAGGUCAUCUAUACUCGUUUAGAAUAGAAUAUGGCAAUAAACUGUGGAGUUCAGAAACUAAA
Molecule: messenger RNA, 1558 nt
Organism: Cucurbita maxima (winter squash)
Lineage: Eukaryota; Viridiplantae; Streptophyta; Magnoliopsida; Cucurbitales; Cucurbitaceae
Exons: 7
Coding region: 238-1236 (332 amino acids)
Source: RefSeq, a predicted model, not a curated record